Caretta caretta (loggerhead turtle) is the source of this 6986-nucleotide messenger RNA. RefSeq names its product polypeptide N-acetylgalactosaminyltransferase 16 (gene GALNT16). Gene Ontology annotation, cellular component: Golgi apparatus. Lineage: Eukaryota; Metazoa; Chordata; Testudines; Cheloniidae. The record is from RefSeq and is a predicted model, not a curated record. Gene Ontology annotation, biological process: protein O-linked glycosylation. Gene Ontology annotation, molecular function: polypeptide N-acetylgalactosaminyltransferase activity.
GCAGGACUGAGCCGCGAGAGCAGAGCUAAAACAAACAGCUGUGACGGGGUAAGAGCCGGCCGAACAGAGAGAGGGCGAAUCCUGUCACCAGCACCCUCCUCUCCCCCACCUCCCUCACACAGAGCGCGGACCCUUCCCUCGUCUGAUCCCUGGGAAACCUCUUCUCCAGGUUAUCUGGCUCCCAGGCUCCACUGGGGCUUUCGGGAUGAGGCGGAUCAGGGCUAAUGCCAUUGCAAUCCUGACUGUAGCCUGGAUCCUGGGCACUUUCUAUUACUUAUGGCAGGACAACAAGCCUCAUUCGGCAGCCUCCAGCAGAUCCCCUAGCAGCAGCGGCAGGAAUGGGCAGAGAUCAGCUGCGAGGCUGGAGAGCCACAGGGAAGAUGGGACCAUCCCCCUCAUUGUGACCAGAGUCCCACAAGCAGAGAAGAGCAGCCUGAGGGGUUUGGAUGAAAAGGCUUACCUGUCCUCCAAGCUGCUGAAGGCCGGAGAAGACCCAUACCGACAACAUGCUUUUAACCAGAUGGAGAGCGACAAACUCAGCAGUGACCGGCCCAUUCGGGACACCAGGCAUUACAGAUGUGCCUCUGUGCACUAUGAUGCAGAACUGCCAGCAACCAGCAUCAUCAUCACCUUUCACAACGAGGCUCGCUCCACCCUGCUCCGCACAGUGAAGAGUGUUAUGAACCGCACCCCUGCCAAUCUCAUUCAGGAGAUCAUUUUAGUGGAUGACUUCAGCUCAGAUCCUGAGGACUGCCAGCUCCUUACCAAGAUCCCAAAGAUCAAGUGUCUACGCAACAGUCGGCGAGAAGGGCUGAUUCGCUCUCGAGUGCGAGGGGCCGAGGUGGCAACGGCUGAGAUUCUCACCUUCCUGGACAGUCACUGUGAGGUGAACAGUGAGUGGCUGCAGCCGAUGCUUCAGAGAGUGAAAGAGGAUUAUACCCGAGUGGUGAGUCCAAUCAUCGAUGUGAUCAGCCUGGAUAAUUUUGCCUACCUGGCAGCCUCAGCCGAUCUGAGGGGAGGGUUUGACUGGAGCCUUCACUUUAAGUGGGAGCAGAUCCCUAUAGAGCAGAAGAUGUCCAGAACGGACCCAACCCAGUCCAUAAGAACCCCUGUCAUAGCGGGAGGCAUCUUUGUGAUCGAUAAGUCCUGGUUUAACCAUUUGGGAAAAUAUGACACUCAGAUGGACAUCUGGGGAGGAGAGAAUUUUGAGCUCUCCUUCCGCGUGUGGAUGUGUGGUGGCAGCUUGGAGAUUGUUCCCUGCAGUCGAGUCGGCCAUGUGUUCAGGAAACGCCACCCCUAUGACUUUCCAGAGGGCAAUGCACUGACCUAUAUCAAGAACACCAAACGCACAGCAGAGGUAUGGAUGGAUGAGUACAAACAGUACUACUACGAGGCCCGGCCAUCUGCCAUCGGGAAAUCAUUUGGAAGUAUUGCAGACCGCAUGGAGCAACGCAGGAAACUAAACUGUAAAUCCUUCCAGUGGUACCUGGAGAAUGUCUACCCAGAGCUCAAGGUUCCUGAAAAGGAGCUGGUUCCUGGGAUUAUCAGACAAGGAGGACAGUGCCUGGAGUCUUGGGGCCAGGACACAGCAGGAAAUUCUGUGGCUGGUGUGGGAGGCUGCAAAGGGACAGUGAGCAAUCCCCCUGUCAGCCAGGAGUGGGUCUUCAGUGACCCUUUAAUUAGACAACAAGAUAAGUGUCUCUCCAUCACCUCCUUCUCCACCGGAUCUCAGAUCACACUGGAAGCAUGCAAUCAGAAAGACGGCAGACAGAAAUGGAAGAUGAAAGGCAGUUUCAUUCAGCACUUUGUCAGCGGCCUCUGUCUGGAAAACCAGUCCAGCAGGGUGGUGACCAACCCAUGCCAAUCGGAUAGAUCCGGCCAACAGUGGGAGCUGCUACAAGCCACAUGAUGCAAUCAAAGGUAAGAGAGGGCACAACCCAAUAGCCGAAUAGAGCUCGGAGCAACAAGUACUGAGUAACAGCUCUCUCCUUUCUUUGCAUUGAACUUUAUGAUCUUCAGUCCUGUGGAUUCCAUGUAACCAGUGGUCUUGACAAUGCUUCUACAGACUCUUGGUGGCUCCUGGGCUCCACUGACUUUCCUCUAUAACAUCUUGUGUUAUUUGUGUGUGUUGUCUCGAACUGCUGCAAUGAGGUUGCUUUGUGGGAAAUGCAACAUAACUAAUGCAUGGGUUGGGAGAUGGGCAGUGGAUCUGAGGGGCAGGGACUGUGUUGGGACAGGGCCUAGCACACUGGGGCAUCAUUCUUGGUUGGUCAGUCUGCAGACACUGCCAUUGUACACAUAAUUUGUAGUAUGGAUGGAGAAUGGGCAGAGGAGGGGUAAUGGAUGCAGGGGGGGAAGGUUUGUAUUUGUGCAGUGUUCCACUGGAUCAUGUCAAUGUCAUUCCUUCCAGAGUUUCUUUUUACAGCUUCCCAUUUCCUAUGGGAAAUAGCCAUGAUGGUCAGGAAGGCUUCUGUGGUGAGAUCUUAGAGAGGCCAAAUACCAUUGCUGUAGGUGGUAAUCCAAACCCAACUCUCAUUAACCAGUCAGAUUGGUGUGCUUCAUAUGACGGAGUCCUAGGAUAGGAUGCAAGCUUAUUAUGAAAUGCCAGUAUCUGUAUAACAGCCCCUGCUCUUGUACCCUACACCCAGGGAACCGGAGAAAUAGCCAGGCUUUAGUUUGUGCAUUUCCUUCCUCCCCCAGUGUUACUCUGCUAUGAGUUGACCUGACAUUCAGAAAAUGACUGGCUAAAUUCUGGGAUAUAGGAGGUUGCUGGAGGUUACUCUGAGACUGAUAGAUCUGAUGCUACAACCGCUAGGAAAUGUCCAUUAAGCCCCACCCCGAAGGCAUUCCACGGCACUGCACUGACAGCGUGUGUUGGUGUAUUCGGUGAUGACAGGCCAAGCAAUGUGGAGGGAGCCAAUAUCGCUCCCUUCUGCCUUUCCUCAGCUGGGAUGCACUAACACAGAGAGAGUGCAAUCCCCUGGGUAAUUACUGUGUUCUUACUGGGGGUUAUGCCAAAGGAGCGCAGUGAAGUGUGUGUGUGUGUGUGUGUGUGUGUGCACAUGCGCUGUCCAUGUGAAUACAGCCUGGGGUAGCAGCUCUCCUUUUACUAACCUUCACCCUCUCUCAAAGACAGGCAGCUAAAAGGUUUGAGGAUUUUGCUGCUCUUCUUUCAUUAGCUCUUCCCAGCCGAGAAGACCAGCUUUUCCCUCCAAAGGGUUAGUACUCACCCACCCACCUUCCCUUUUCUGAACCCACUCCCCAUUCCAUUAGUGCUCACACUAAGGCAUUUCCUUGUGUUCUCUCUCACUUCUAAAUGGGGAUGCAUACAGUCCAAGUGUUUGGUCACUCGCACCCCAACCCUUUUUGUUUUCAUCCAUGCAUAGGUGGAGAGGGAGGGCAAGAAUUCACCCUGCUGCUAUUGGCACAAAGGGGCUCUGAUCACCAGAAUCUGCCAUUCCUAACCCUUCACUACCAGACAGACAAGGUGUGCCCGUAAAGGCCUCCAGUUCUUCUUUUACUUAAAUGAAUAUGGUGUGGAAAGGCCUGGUACUGAGAAUACUUGUGUAUCCCAAGUUGUGAAGGCGUUAGCAAAGCUGAGCCUUUCUCUUUUUCAUCCAGGAGACCAAAGGUCUCCUAAAGAAAUAGCAUCAGGAUACAAAUCCAUACAUUAAGAACAAUCAGUCUGUGCUACAUACCUGAAGUUAUAAAAAUAGGGGAAACGCUAAAAAUUUAGUGAAUUUUCCUUACUUAUGCUGUUUGCUUUCUGUAAAUAGAACAGCCAGUUUCACUUUCUGUUUCUAGUUAGUAUCCCUUUUUGUUUUCUGGGAGCCCCCCAGUUGUGUGUCAGGUUUGAGUUUCCAGAGUUGCAGGAGGUGGUUUACAUCUGGAAAAAAGCCAAAAUUGUUUUAAUUGACAAGCCUAUUAAACCCUUUGUAUUGCUGUUGGAUUUUGUAAUCCCCACAACCACCACUAGAACAGGGCAAAUAUAGCAAAACAAUGAGCGUAUUUCUUUAAAUUCUAAACAGCUGUUUGCUUUGACCAUAUCUGUGUCUUCUUUUUAAUUCUCUAUUCACAAAUGAUUUAGUUGCACACUGGAGAACAGUAGCUCUUUGUACCUGUAUCUGCAUGUGAAUAAGAGUGCUGAUAUGAAAACAAGAGGAUUCAUCAUUUGCUAUUAUUCUUCUGUUUAAAAAAAAAAAGUUUGUCAUCCAGACAGGUGGCAGAAUCCAUACCUGAGCAGUAGACAAAGCAGCAGGAGUCUGAACGUUUGGGUUCUUUUCUGGCUCUGCCAAAGUGUGUGACUUUGAGCAAGUCACUUAACCUCUCUACACUUCAGUUUCCCUAUUUUAAAAAUGGGGAAGAAAUACAGAACCUAUUUCAUAUGGGUGCCAUGUGAAUUAAUUCAUUAGUGUUCAUAAAGUGCUUUAAGAUUUUCAGAUGACAGGUGCUCUAGAGGUGCAAAGUAUUUAUCCUUUAUUAGCUCUUGUUUUGUUUUUCCAGCAUAUUGAAAACUGGAAGUCCUUGCUGGUUCAGGAUAACAUUCACUGGCUGAUAUUUCAUUUCAGUGUAGCUAGUCAUCUUAGUAAUGUCCUUGGAUGAAUCUGAUGAGUGAUCUGCGUAGCGAAUGAAAACUCAGGCGGCCAUUCCCCACUCCCAGUUGGGGCAAGUUCCAUUUGGUGCAGCACUACCUGUAUGGGAGGAGGGAGUGCUGGGCAGAGUCCAGGUGUACUGCUGCCUUCUCCUCCUGUGUCCUGCAGAGAUGCUUCAGUGCCAUGCAAGUGCACAUCAGAAGGAUGAAGAAGAGCAAGGGCAAGGUCUUAGAGACAGAGAAAGAGAGAAUGAAUACAGGGAAAAAGAGGAAGAGCCAGGCAUGUUCUUAGGAUUUAUGGGGCCCUAUGCAGUAUUAUUAAACUGGUGCCCCUAUGCUCCACUGAAGGAGGUCCCCAGCUGGCUCCAGUGUGACCCCAGUGUGGCGAGGGGGCACAGCCACCACCCCCACAUAUGGACCCCCAGAAUCUCCCCCGCCCCUACAGCCCCUAGCCACUCCUGGCUCACCCUGAGCAUUUUGACAGGAAGUACCAAGCAGUAACACCACCACCAAUAAUACAAGCGUGUGUGUGUGAGAGAGAGAACUAGUGCAUGUGAGAGAGACAGAGAACCUGUGUGCGUGUGAGAGAGCGACUGUGUGUUGGGCUGUGUGACAGAAUGUGUGUUGGGGAGUGUGAGACUGUGUGUGUGUGACAAUCUGUAUUGGGGGACUGUGACUGGUGAGAGGCAGAGUGCACGUGGGUGUGAGAGCCAGUCUGUGUGUGUGUUAGGGAAGUGUGAGAGACAGUGAGCGCACUGUCACUUGAAGCCCCCCCCCCCCCGCUCUCUCUCUCCCUCUCCCUCUCCCGCUCAGCCACCCGCCGCUGAUUCCCGUGGAAGUUUCGCUCCCCGGCCCGGCCCCCACCGGAGAGCGAGCAGCGCAGGCAGGCGGGGUCCAGGGAGGGACUCCGCUCUGGGCCCGCUGGGGCUGGGUCGGCAGAGCCGGAAGCGGGAGCCCUCAGCCAAGCGGCUGAGAAGCAAGCGAGGGAGGGGGCGGGGAGAAGCCCGCCGGCUGAGCGCGGGGGGGGCGGAGAAGAGAGGAGACCAGCCGCGGCCCGCGAGGGGAAUGGUGCUGCACGCAGCCGCGUGUGCCUAAGGGCGGCGCUGGGACGAGGCAGCAUCGGGAGAGGGGGCGGAGAGAACAGAGGGAGAGGAAAUGAGAGCAAGGGGGAGAGGAAAACUGAAAGAGCGAGCGAACGUGGGACAGCCAGGCCCUCGGGAAAAAAGAUAAAGUCCUUCGCAUCCCAGCCCCAGGCAGGAGGCGCUGCUUCAGGCAGUGGGGAGCAGGGAAGUCUAACUUACCUGGCUGACAAAACUAAAAGGAAGAAAGAUUGAGAGGAAGUGGCUGGUAAUUUCUUUGUGUGUUCAAAUGCUUGUAGACUGCAGCUUUUUGUCAAAAUAGUGCCUAAGGAGACCCCCUGCGCUUCCCUAUUUUCCCACCCUGCAGGUUAAUAUUCCUUGCUAGCAACUUAUUCGUACCCCUGAGCGACGUAAGUUAUGCCAACAUAAGUGUUAGUUGCAUCCGAUGAAGUGAGCUGUAGCUCACGAAAGCUCAUGCUCAAAUAAAUUGGUUAGUCUCUAAGGUGCCACAAGUACUCCUUUUCUUUUUGCGAAUACAGACUAACACGGCUGUUCCUCUGAUAAGUGUUAGUGUGUCCAUAGCCUUCCGCGUGAGACAGGGAGAGAAGCGCUGUCUUACUUGCAGUUCCCUUUUAAGAAUUUGUCUGGUAACUCCACUGGGGGCUAAAGCCAGCUCUAACUCCACCUCCUCAAACAAAACAAUUGCGGAGGGUUUCUCUUUGUGAGGAGACCCUCUGAAGAAACGUUGCUACUGGCUCUGGCUCCUGAGCCCUGUAUGUAUGGAGUCUCCACGUUCUGAAUCUUCCAAGGUUGCUGUUUGACUAAAGGUCAGUCCUGGUUCAAGAGCUCCAUUCACCAAUAAAUAUUCCAUGCAAAAUCAACCCCAAGUGAUUUCCUCAUUGCCUGCACUGGGUGUCAGGCCCAGAAGUACCUGCAGCACUGCAUGCUAACAGAAGGCUGAAUUCCAAAAUAUAACUCCCUCACACAUCUUUGGUGAUUUACAUUACGAUCAAUCAAUCGUUUGCAGAUCUCCUGUUUGAUUGUCAUGAUCCUUGAUAAGGAACCAGUACAGAGUGCUACUUCUUUCCAUUUCAGACAAACCAACCACCUUCCCAAAGCAGUUGAGGACUCGUCUAAAUCGGUUAUAAAUGUAUUUCCUCAUAGAUCUUACGUGAGGGAUGUGAUCAUCACCCUUUCCACACAGGGUGCUGCUUCUGCUAGUCCAAUUCCAUUAGUGCCAUAUCUUGAAGCCCUUUCUCAGUCAAAGCUCCCACUGACUUCAGUGGGAGCUUUGGCUGGUAAAAACCUCACGGUUU